CAGCCAAGAGGGACAGACAAAGCACUCAUUGGUGCCCUCUGCAACAGAACACUGCUAGGGGGCUGGCUGUAAAUUGACGUGGCAUGGAAAAUCUCUGCUAAGUUUGUAGCACUUUGUAUGUUCCUGUAAGAGCAGCACCACUCUUGCUGAGUUCGUCGCCUGAAAUCAUUUAGGGUUUUAUGCCUGGAUGUAAAUAUGGAUAGAAAAUUCCUUUUUUUUUUUUUUUACUUGGGAAUUGAAUAUUCUUUUUAUUUGGAUUUAUGGCUAACAGCAAACAGUAUCUAAAACUUUGAGACCCCUUCCUUUUUUUUCUCCAAUCAGAUUUUGUGGCAUACUCCAUUUCUACCUCCACCCUCUCCUGAACCUUACUGCUCCCCCCCCCCAUCUUACCAUGGGGUGUGGACUAAGAAAACUAGAAGACCCAGAUAAUAGCAGCCCUGGAAAAAUAUUUUCAACGCUAAAGAGACCUCAAGUGGAAACAAAGACAGACUCUGCUUAUGAGUACAUAUUGCUAGAUUUUACAUUAGAAGCUUCCUCAAAUCCAGAGGUUAUCAAGAUCAGCUCUGUCUUGGAUAUUGCAAAAAAGGUGGAGGAAUAUUAUACUAAAGGAUAUGUGGUGGGAGCUAUUCACCCUAUUUUACUGUCAACUGGGCGAAGAAGGCACUUCCCAGCAAGUCACAUGUAUCGAGUUGUACUAUUACGACUCAAACUGAGCCAAAAGCAUCCAGCACCCAGAGGAGAAAGGCACCCCAAACUUGUGAUUGAGGAAUGUCCUUUAACAUACGAAACACUAACAAAUGAGGUAGUAAAAGGACUGUUAGAAAAGAUCAAUGAUGCUGCAAAAAGAGGGAUGAAGUUUGUUGGAUUUAUAACACAACCUUGUCCUCAGUCUAAAAUCUGCAAUGGCACAAACAAGGAUGGAAAUACAGAGCCCGAUUCAACACUAUCCAGAAGGAGUAGAGAGCAGAGGAGGUGCAAUCCAGAUGAGAAUGCUAAAUCCUGGAAUGAAGGGACUUUGAGUGGUCAGUCCUCUGAGAGUGGAACUGAGGAAGAAAUUCAGCCAGACAGUGGGCAGUUGCAGGAGACUGAUAUUCAAGAUGGAAGAGAAGGCAGUCCCAGCCCAGCUAAGUUAAGGAAAGGAGAAGAUAACAAAUUGUAUACAGUCUUCAAUGUUUUUGAGGAUGAAUCCACCUGUUGGACCUAUCAUGACGGUGUUUUGUCUCUAAAAGUGUCAAAGAAAGGGCCCGUGAUUACUACUUUGGACGCUGACUGGCUGGAAUUAACCACAUUUUAUUACAAGCAAGGAUUGUCAUUAAUUGACUCAUUUGUAUACUGGGAAGCUUCUAAAGCUGACAACUUGCCCAAAUCAUUAGAAGGCUUAUUUAUAUAUGAAGAAGAAGGCACAGGAGUUCCAGGUUCAAACAGGAAAGGAAAUGAUGCAAUUGUUGUAGAACAAUGGACUGUGAUUGAGGGCAGUGAAAUCAAAACAGAUUAUGGUCCUUUACUACACACUUUGGCUGAGUUUGGUUGGCUUUUAACAUGCAUCCUGCCUACUCCAAUCAUUCGACUGGACAGUGAAGGAAAUCUGGCCACCAAGCAAGUUGUUUUCCUUCAGAGGCCUGUUAUGUGGAAUCCAGCUGCUCAGACGCCUGAGAAGAAAUCCACCAAGCAACUUAAAGAAGAAAAAGGAAAAGCUUCCAGCAGAAGUGUUGGAUUAGACACAGCUACUUCCCAGCCUGCACAAAAUACACAUCCUACUGAUGAGUUUCAUCUGUCUUCUUCUACACAGUGUUGGGCCAAGGACAGGUCUGUCCAGUUUGAAAGCGUCCCUGGAUUCAGCAGCAGUGAUGGCAUACUAAGGGAACUAGAUGAUGGACAGUUUGACCAAGAAGAUGGAGUCACUCAGGUCACUUGUAUGUGACCGGAACUGGAUUAGAGAGGACCUGUACAUAUUUCAAAGAAAUGUAAAAAUAGAAUUUGCUUUUUAUACGCGCUGGUAUAGUUUUCUUUUUUUUCUUAGCCAAACAUUUGCACAGUAUACUCCCCAACUCUAAUUAUGCUCCUGUCUUGACUCUUACUUGUAUACAAUUAGCAGAAGCGCUGACGUUUGAGUUAGGUCUGCCUUAUUAGGAUUUUGCAUUCUUAGAACACUAUAUGCCACUGAUGGCAGAAACAACUACAGAUGAGAUGUUGGCUUCUGCUCUACUGGAAAACGUAACACUUUCUCCAAAGUGUGGAAAUAUAAUACAAUGGCAUUUCUCUAAUAUGCUAUUUUGAACUUUAGGAGGUUUAACAACAAAUUAAAACUGUACAUAGAGAAGUGUGUCAUUUUUAAGUUUCAGAUUUAAACUCUCCUUGUGUUAGAGCCCAGAACUCAAACACUAAAAUAAAAUUCCUACUAAAAACAAAUCACUAAUAGGGUGUGAUCAUAAGACUGCAAGAAUCUGGCUAUUUGUGAAUGUCUGAAAACCAUAACCAACUGGAGAGAGAUGAAAGGAUUUAAACCCAGUGCCUUACUUCACUCUUAUGAAUAUAUGAUGCUGCUUUAUACAAAAGGUCAAAAUACACGUGCUGUGAGAUGAAACCUAUCUUUGCAUCUAGUCUGUAGGCUUUUAAAAAUAUAAAUUGCUUCAGAAAGGGUGAUAAUUAACUGGACUGGAGCAGUCAAUGGGUGGGAAUUCAGCCCUUUCCACCCCAGUUGUGUUCAUGCAGAAAAUUGCUGUUCUGAAGCUGGCAUUUGCUUUGUAGAGAAAUCCCCUAUAAAUCUUCUUAUAUUUAAUAAAUCCUUUGCACAUUAGGUGCAAAGACACAUUCAAAUCAGGUCAUCUGUAGCUUGGUCCAUUGGUCUAUCUAACCUGAUAGUACUUUCAAGUUCAAUUAGUAGCACCUCUCCAAGGUUGCAGGUAGAAGCUGCUUUGUAGCUGCUGCAGUCCUUUAAACUUUAACCUUCUGCAUGCUAAACAGUGGCCUACAGUCCCUAUCACCUAAGGCAGUGAUAGGGUCAGCCUGUACUGGCCUCGUACACUGUUUGCAAUGAAGGGGCCACUACAAGAACCAGAAUCUACACAGGAGUGACACUAGGGUAUUUUUUUUCCCGGGAAUUUUUGCAAUUGAGUGCAUCAGUAUUAAGCUCAAGUACAAAAAACUUCUGAGCAGAUAUAUGCUUCAGUAGUGUGUCACUAAGCCAUAAAAGCAUAUGAACACCCACCAGCAUGGUUUUUAAAUGACAUGAAAAGAGCAUGAUGCAUAAAUAUUGUUUUAAAAAUUGCUGCUCAUUUAGCAAAGAUAUAAAAGCAAUACAUAGGAAAUGCCAACACUUCAGUUUUAUCAGAUCAGCAAGUGGGUUCAUACAUAGUGUUGUGUGUCAGAUAUAGUCAUCAGCUCUUGGUAUUGCAGUAACUAAGAUUCUGAGGGCACAGCAAAGUUGAACAUUUCUUUGUUAGUCCCAAGAAGACCUCUGCUUACUAGAAUUCAGGGAGGAAAAUAUGAUAGCAUUUGUGCAAUUACAAUAUAAUUUGAACCUUUACCCUUAGUUACUACAGUACUAUCAGUUUUUGAAAUUACUAUGUCUUCUAUUCUCAUCUGCAUAUAAGUAGGAAGCAUACAGUAUGAUUUAGUGCAUAUUUCGUAGGAGUGGUGUCACAAUGUGUUCAGUGGGGUUUACUCCCAAGUAUACAUGCAGAAGAGUACAGCCUUAGUGUAGUCACUGACUUUCAACACAGAAAGAUGGAAUUCUGGAAAAAUAAGAAGGAACCACUCAUAACUAAAACCUAAGACUGGGACAGCAAAAUGGCAGUUGCUUCAUGCCCAUAUUUAUCAUGCCCUUUGGAAGAUCCCGAAGAAAUGAAAGUACUAUUGAAUUGAUAGUGGAAUGGGUUAAAAUGAGAGACAACCUUGUGCACAACUUUCUGUAUAAUUAUGCUAGCAUUUAUAAUAAAGCAUUGAGGGGGGAAACAUGAGUCGUAAUUUGCAAACACUUCAAAGUUUUGUCAGUAAGAGGGUUCAAACAUGAAGUGCAUGUGUCUAUGUGCAAAUGCUCAUACCAUUUAAACAGAUGAAUAACUUUCUUGAAUAUUUUGUAAAAUAGAUUUUAGUUUGGUAAGUAUACAGUAUCUAAAUAAACACUGCUGAUCCUUAAUGGAUGGAUGAGUCCUAUUCUCUCUAUCAGUGCAUUUACCUUCAAAGAGAGUUCUCAUAACAUGAAUU
Messenger RNA from Rhineura floridana, 4206 nucleotides. RefSeq names its product raftlin family member 2 (gene RFTN2). The coding region runs from base 392 to 1921 and encodes 509 amino acids. Lineage: Eukaryota; Metazoa; Chordata; Lepidosauria; Squamata; Rhineuridae. The record is from RefSeq and is a predicted model, not a curated record. The transcript is spliced from 9 exons.